Hordeum vulgare subsp. vulgare (domesticated barley) is the source of this 1508-nucleotide messenger RNA. Its product is annotated as GDSL esterase/lipase At5g45910-like. Lineage: Eukaryota; Viridiplantae; Streptophyta; Magnoliopsida; Poales; Poaceae. The record is from RefSeq and is a predicted model, not a curated record. Gene Ontology annotation, molecular function: hydrolase activity, acting on ester bonds. The coding region runs from base 16 to 1239 and encodes 407 amino acids. The transcript is spliced from 4 exons.
UCUUUUAGCCGUUCAAUGCCCGCGUCCCCCCCCCCCCCCCCCCCCCCUCUCUCUCUCUCUCUCUCUCUCUCUCUCGUUUCUUCCGCGAGCACACUGUUUGGUGAGGGGCCAACUUUGGUGGUGACCAUGGAGAGGACGCCGUCGUGGUGCAUCCUCCUGUGUCUGGCCGCCGCUUGGGCCAUGGCGUCGGCGGCACCGCUGCCGCAGUACUACAACGCCAUAUUCAGCUUCGGCGACUCCUUCUCCGACACGGGCAACUUCGUCAUCAUCAACUCCGGCAAGCUGCCCAACAUGCCCAAGUUCCCGCCGCCCUACGCCCGCUGCUCCAACGGCCGUCUCGUCAUCGACUUCCUGGCCGAGGCGUUGGGGGUGCCGCUGCUGCCGCCGUCGGCGAACAAGGGCACCAACUUCAGUCAGGGCGCCAACUUCGCGGUGAUGGGCGCCACCGCUCUGGAGCUCAAGUACUUCAGGGAUAACAACGUGUGGAGCAUCCCGCCGUUCAACACCUCCAUGAAGUGCCAGCUCGAGUGGUUCCAGGAGGUCAAGGAGACUGUCUGCUCCUCCCCGCAAGAGUGCAAGGAGUUUUUCGGGAAGGCGCUUUUCGUGUUCGGCGAGUUCGGCGGCAACGACUACAGCUUUGCGUGGAAGGCGGAGUGGAGCUUGGACAAGGUGAAGACGGAGAUGGUGCCCAAGGUGGUGGAGUCCAUGAUCGGCGGCAUCGAAGCUAUUCUGGACGAGGGCGCGCGGCACGUGGUGGUACCGGGCAACCUCCCCGCCGGGUGCAUCCCCAUCACGCUGACCAUGUACCCGUCCGAGGACCGCAGCGACUACGACCCGCGCACCGGCUGCCUCAAGAAGUUCAACAGCGUCGCCCUCUACCACAACGCCAUGCUCCGCAUCGCCCUCGACCAGCUCCAGCGCCGCCGCCCUGACUCCCGCAUCAUCUACGCCGACUACUACACCCCCUACAUCCAGUUCGCACGCACGCCUCACCUCUACGGGUACAAGAGGGGAGCCCUGAGGGCGUGCUGCGGCGGCGGUGGCCCGUACAACUACAACAUGAGCUCGUCGUGCGGGCUGCCGGGCGCUACGGUGUGCGACGACCCCGACGCGCACGUCAGCUGGGAUGGCAUCCACCUCACCGAGGCGCCCUACCGCUUCAUCGCCAACACCUGGCUCAAGGGCCCCUACGCGCAUCCACCCCUCGCCAGCGUCGUCCGCGACGACAUGGUCUAUUGAUUCGUUGUUAUUAACACACAUGACAUGAUGAUCCAUGACUAAACUACACCAUACGUUCGUUUCUCUACGUGUGAACCACGCCUUCAUACAAUUCCGUGUGCGUGUGUGCCUGCGGGUUUUGGUUUGUAAUGUGCUUAGCAAGUUACAUAGGCCGUGUCACGGGAAGGUGACCUCCAAUCUUUUUGACGCCUCUACAGUCUUGAUCUCAGUUGGAGGCAUUGUAAUCGUUGGUUGUAUAUUGGCAAGUAAAUUGAUUAGGUCUUUUGUUA